CUAUUUGGCAGCCAUUUUGAAGUUGUCUGCUCGAAGCAAGGAAGUGCUGUCAAGCACAUUUUUAUCGAAAGCAUUGGUCGGAGGAACCUUUUAUGAAAAUGAAACACCGAAACACAUUUGGUUUAUUGUUUUCACGCUCCACAUGCAUGCUCAUUGCAAUGACCCUGCUGUUGGUUCAUGGAUCUAGUGGGGAAACACUACAACUUAGUGGAAACAAUUUCAAUAAUAUUAUCUCUACACAUGAACUGGUUUUUGUCAACUUUUACGCCGACUGGUGCCGAUUCAGUCAAAUUCUUAAACCGGUUUUUGAAGAAGCUGGAAAAAGGAUUAAAGAUCUUUACCCGGAUCAAGGAAAAGUGGCAUUUGGAAAGGUAGACUGUGAUAAUGAGAAUGGUAUAGCAACUACAUACCAUAUAUCUAAAUACCCAACUUUGAAGUUGUUCCGCAAUGGACAGGUAGUAAAGAAAGAAUACAGAGGUCAAAGGUCAGCUGAUGCCCUUGCAGAGUUCAUCAAAGGUCAAGUAGAAGAUACAAUAAAGCAGCACACUACAAUGGACGAGUUAGAUGAAUUAGAGGAUACCAAGCGAAACAUGAUUGGUUUCUUUGAAGAUAAAGAGACAGACAGUUAUAAAACAUUCCGACGGGUUGCUCUGCAACUUAGAGAUGAUUGUGUGUUCCAUGCAGCGGUUGGAGAAGUAUCAAAUGGUGAAAGAGCUGGUCUCGGUGCCAAAAUAGUAUUCCGUCCACCUCAUACUAGGAGAGAAGACAUUGCCUAUAAUGGAGAAAUGAACAACUUUGAUCUUAUGUUACAAUGGAUGCAAGAGAAAUGUGUUCCCCUAGUUAGAGAAAUAACUUUUGAAAAUGCUGAGGAAUUAACAGAAGAAGGACUGCCAUUCCUGAUAUUAUUCCACAAGUUAGAUGAUACAGAUAUAACUGAAUCUUUUAACAGAGUUGUACAGAAUGAAUUAUUACCCGAAAAAAAUAGCAUAAAUUUUCUAACUGCUGAUGGUACAAAAUUUACACACCCCCUGCACCAUUUAGGAAAAACAGCCAAUGAUUUACCAGUUCUUGCUAUAGACAGUUUUAGACACAUGUAUGUUUUUAAACAUGAUGUCAGACAAGAUCUAGAAACACCAGGUUUAGUAAAGCAGUUUAUAGCUGAUUUGCAUUCAGGCAAACUUCAUAGAGAGUUUCACCACGGCCCUGACCCAGUUGCCCCACCCAAACCAGUAGAACAGCAAGCAGGACAUAUUCCUCAUGAACCCAGUGAUAAACCAGAGCAGCCCACAAGUCCGCCAGAGUCUGCUUUCCAAAAAUUGGCACCAUCUGAUAACAGAUACACUAUAUUGCGACAGAGAGAUGAGUUGUAGUGUUCUGUAUAUUUUAACUACAUGACCAUCUUUCAUUUGUUGUUAGGUAUUCUCGGCAUCUGAAAAUUUAAUUUAUAUUGUCCCCGCAGGGGAGAUACAUAUAGAAAUGGCACAGUCAGUCUGUACAUUAUUUUAUUAGUUUUUCAGAAACAGUGUCUCAUCUGUCCUUACUGGCCAGUGACAGCUCAUGCUCUUUUUAUGUAGAUUUUCAUUUAAUCAUAUCUGUUAUAUACUGCAUUUAGAUAUGAAAAUUUGAGUCUCUGCACAUUUUAGCUAUACGUUUUUUAAUCGGAUAUCUGAGUAUUUUCUUAAGAAAUAGAUAAAAUAUGAUAUCCAGUUUAAGGGUAUGAAAUAAUUGAUGUUUAUUAAGGUAGUGGGCACGUAACAGUUAAUAUGUCUGGUGCAGUUGCCCAAAGCUUUUUAUACCAGCCAGGGAAGCAAAAAUUGCUUUUGAGGAAUGCAAAGCCAAGCCGAAUUUACCUUAAUGUUAAUUCUUUUAAGAAAUGAGAAAUUGGAGUUUGUAAUGCAAGUAAAGGGCUAUAAUUUAUAUUACAUUGUACAUGCAAGAUCUACUUUUAAACUUACUUUUACACUUAAUAAGAAAAGAUGUUGACAGUAGCUUUAACUUGUAAACUCUGAGAUUUGUAUUGAUUUUGACCAGUAAAUGUUUCUUUGUCCUUGUCAGUCUUUCUUAGUAGAAAUAUAUUUAAUAGCAUAAUAGUUUGACGAAAAGUUUACUUCCUCUGAAGAGAAUAAGUUUUAAGAUAUGUAUAAGAAGUUUUCUUCCUACGCCAGUUCCAGCAAGGAAUGAGAAACUGAUCAGUUUGGUUUCUUAUCGGCGCUGUGCCCAGGUUUUGGAGGAAAACAUCAGUCCAUUGCGGACAAAGGAAUAUUAUUUUUCUUGCCUAUUAUGCUCAGAGAUAUUAAUUCUGUAUAGGGAUUGCAUACUAAUUAUUUGGAUAUUUUCUGGUAUUACUUGUAUAGGAUAUGAUUUCAUAAUAUGAAAUAGAACGAUAUGACGUCACGUUAGUCCAAAGAGCCUGCUGUUUACUGGUAUGCAUCCCUGGCAUGGGAUUGGUAUACUUUAUUCACUAAAUUUAGGGGCAAGAAACCUUUUCAAAAGCUUUGCAUUUCAUUUUUGUAUAUAAUUCUUCAUUAUUUCUUCAGCUUUCUUGUUACAGGCAAUUUGUUUAAGACUCUCCAGUUUAAUCAAAUACAGCUGUUUAAAAUUACAGGAACAAGUGUGGCCUGAUAUUGUAAAGCAAUUUUUUCCUGAAAUUUCUCCUGCUUUACUUUAAGGAAUUUAUUGUCAGUUUUAAACUGAAUGUUAACGUAUGUUAUAACCUUUUGAGAAGCCAGUAGUGAUUUCUUUUUCAUACAGAAAAAUAACUGUCCUAAAACAGUUACAUCUGAUGUUUUUACUUACUUCAAAGUUGACUUCUUAUAUUGCUUUUUUAGCUCACCUGUCACAAAGUGACAAGGUGAGCUUUUGUGAUCGCGCGGUGUCCGUCGUCCGUCCGUGCGUCCGUCCGUCCGUAAACUUUGCUUGUGACCACUCUAGAGGUCACAUUUUUCAUGGGAUCUUUAUGAAAGUUGGUCAGAAUGUUCAUCUUGAUGAUAUCAAGGUCAAGUUCGAAACUGGGUCACGUGCCGUCAAAAACUAGGUCAGUAGGUCUAAAAAUAGAAAAACCUUGUGACCUCUCUAGAGGCCAUAAUUUUCAAUGGAUCUUCAUGAAAAUUGGUCAGAAUGUUCAUCUUGAUGAUAUCUAGGUCAAGUUCGAAACUGGGUCACGUGCGGUCAUAAACUAGGUCAGUAGGUCUAAAAAUAGAAAAACCUUGUGACCUCUCUAGAGGCCAUAUAUUUCACAAGAUCUUCAUGAAAGUUGGUCAGAACGUUCAUCUUGAUGAUAUCUAGGUCAAGUUCGAAACUGGGUCACAUGCCUUCAAAAACUAGGUCAGUAGGUCAAAUAAUAGAAAAACCUUGUGACCUCUCUAAAGGCCAUAUUUUUCAUGGGAUCUGUAUGAAAGUUGGUCUGAAUGUUCAUCUUGAUGAUUUCUAGGUCAAGUUUGAAACUGGGUCACGUGCCAUCAAAAACUAGGUCAGUAGGUCUAAAAAUAGAAAAACCUUGUGACCUUUCUAGAGGCCAUAUAUUUCACAAGAUCUUCAUGAAAAUUGGUCAGAACGUUCACCUUGAUGAUAUCUAGGUCAAGUUCGAAACUGGGUCACGUGCCGUCAAAAACUAGGUCAGUAGGUCAAAUAAUAGAAAAACCUUGUGACCUCUCUAAAGGCCAUAUUUUUCAUGGGAUCUGUGUGAAAGUUGGUCUGAAUGGACAUCUUGAUGAUAUCUAAGUCAAGUUCGAAACUGGGUCACGUGCGGUCAAAAACUAGGUCAGUAGGUCUAAAAAUAGAAAAACCUUGUGACCUCUCUAGAGGCCAUAUAUUUCAUGAAAUUUUCAUGAAAAUUUGUCAGAAUGUUCACCUUGAUGAUAUCUAAGUCAAGUUCGAAAGUGGGUCACGUGCCAUCAAAAACUAGGUCAGUAGGUCAAAUAAUAGAGAAACCUUGUGACCUAACUAGAGGCCAUAUUUUCCAUGGAUCUGUAUGAAAGUUGGUCUGAAUGUUCAUCUUGAUGAUAUCUAGGUCAAAUUUGAAAGUGGGUCACGUGCCAUCAAAAACUAGGUCAGUAGGUCAAAUAAUAGAAAAACCUUGUGACCUCUCUAAAGGCCAUAUCUUUCAAUGGAUCUUCAUGAAAGUUAGUCUAAAAGUUCAUCUUGAUGAUAUCUAGGUCAAAUUUGAAACAGGGUCAUGUGCGGUCAAAAACUAGGUCAGUAGGUCUAAAAAUAGAAAAACCUUGUGACCUCUCUAGAGGCCAUACUUGUGAAUGGAUAUUCAUAAAAAUUGGUCAGAAUGUUCACCUUGAUGAUAUCUAAGUCAAGUUCGAAAGUGGGUCACGUGCCUUCAAAAAGUAGGUCAGUAGGUCAAAUAAUGAAAAAACGUUGUGACCUCUCUAAAGGCCAUAUUUUUCAUGGGAUCUGUAUGAAAGUUGGUCUGAAUGUUUAUCUUGAUGAUAUCUAGGUAAAGUUUGAAACUGGGUCAACUGCGAUCAAAAACUAGGUCAGUAGGUCUUGAAAUAGAAAAACCUUGUGACCUCUCUAGAGGCCAUACCCUUGAAUGGAUCUUCAUGAAAAUUGGUCAGAAUGUUCACCUUGAUGAUACCUAGGUCAAGUUUGAAACUGGGUCACGUGCCUUAAAAAACUAGGUCAAUAGGUCAAAUAAUAGAAAAACCUUGUGACCUCUCUAGAGACCAUAUAUUUCAAUGGAUCUUCAUGAAAAUUGGUCAGAAUUUUUAUCUUUAUAAUAUCUAGGUCAAGUUCAAAACUGGGUCACAUGAGCUCAAAAACUAGGUCACUAUGUCAAAUAAUAGAAAAAACGACGUCAUACUCAAAACUGGAUCAUGUGGGAAGAGGUGAGCGAUUCAGGACCAUCAUGGUCCUCUUGUUUGAAAUAGAAACGGAUAUAGGAGCCUGACUUUUGUAUUAAAAAUUGCAUUCUCAGGGCAUUUUGACAAGGAGUAUUUUGUUCAUUAAAUAUAAUGGCGAAGUUGUUCUAAUAGUUAUUAAAUUUGCCAGUUCUCUUAAUCAAGACUUUUCAAAAUUGGUUUAAGGUUAGACAUACAAGGAAUGUACUAAGUGUUUUUCUUGAUAGUUUAAGGUUCUUGAUAUCAUUUAUCUCUUUUAUGAAACAUAGUUAAGGUUAUGGAUAUGCUGAAAUGGAGAGUACUGAAAAUGACAGUGUUUUAUAAAUUCAGAUAUUAAUACAUUAAUAGAUUAAAUUAAGGUUGCAGGCGUCAGCCUUUUACACUGUUGAUAACAUUUUGUACCAAGGUAAAGUAGUUGUAUUUCAGUUGCUAUUGCCUGUAUUAUCUAUCCAGAUUAACUUGAACCGUUGGAAAAAUGUCGCUUCUGAAUCUGUGCAAAAUGUGCAGACCUAUAUUCCGGGCGUACAUUUUCCUUCAAAGUUGUAGUUUUUAGUUAUGUUUAGGAAUUUGAUAUUGGUGUGGACUGCUUUUACAAUGUUUAUAUACUCGUUGACUUCAAAAAGUUUUGUAUGAAAUCAAAGUUUUCUGGUCAUGUAUUGUUUGUUUUUCUGUCAAAGGUGCAUAAUCUAUAAUACACUGUCAGUGCCACUGUAUAUCCAGAUUAGAGGGAGGAUACUUAUAUUUUGAGUAAUAGUCAUGUAGUUAUGCACCUGUGACAAGGUUUAAUAAACAAAACAUUAAUGCUUGCUGUAUUUAUAUAGCUGUAUGAAUGGUUAUUACGAAGUAAUGGUAUGUGGUUUUCAUUUGCUCUUAAUUCUACAAUAUUGUCAUGUUUCCAUUUUAUUGUAAUUGUUCAUUUUAAUGAUUUAAAUUGUUUCCGCUUUUUGUUAAGAAAUAUGUAAAGUUUAAGCAAACCGUUAUGUUUAAAAAGAAUGGAAAGCUUGCUGUGUUGUCAAGCAGAACACCAUAUUGCGCUAAAUCUGAGUAUAGCUUUGAGCUCUUCUGAUGUAAAUGAGAUGUGGAACCAAAAUUUGUAGUCCUGUUUGUCGCCAUAUAACCUAUACUGUGUUGGUGUGCCGUAAAACCAAAUAAAUUGUGGAGACGAAACUUUUCUAGCUUCAUAUAUACUUAACACUAGGUUCUGAGGUUAUAAAACUGAGCUUGGAGUCAACUCUGCAAUUGGUCAUUUUCAAAUUUGAGCGCAGAAUUAACCUGUCACAUGCUGGCGUUUUUAUGACUGGUAUCCAGACUAUUUUUUUUUUAACAUUUGGCUAAGCCAAAAAAUGUCUGAUAUUCUCUCUGGUCAAGAAAUACAGUAUAUCCAUAAUACUGUCUCCUCAUAUGUAAUUUUAUAAUUAAAGGCACACAUAAUAUGUAUGACAUAAGAACAUUUACUGGAGUGAAUAUGAAGAAGGAAAUUCUUGAAUCUGAUGUACCACUUGAUUAUGACUGUUUUGUUGUUAAAUAUAUAUAUAUGUAUAUAAUUAAAAUAAGUAUUUUUACACAGGCUUAUAGAAGUUGGAAAUGCUGUUUAUACUGCCAUCUGAAUAUUUACACAAUUAUUUAUGUAAAUGUGAUCAUUUGUUUACUGCUUAAUGUUCUUUAAAUCUCACAAACGGAGUUGUUGUUUCUCCGCUUCUGAAGAUUUCACCUCUGUCAACUUCUAGGCUGUUUUUUUGUUAUGGAGUCUUGAAGGAGCCCACAAAAUACUUGUCAAGAAAAUAAGAGUCUUUAGUAUUGUCAAUCUUUGAUACAUGUAUCAUGAAAAAUUGCGUCAUAUAUAACUAGCAUGUAAUUUUUGAAAAAUUUCCUCUUCUGUACCUUUCGGCGUAACUGAACGGGCAGUAAAUUUUGGUUUAGGUUUAUGCUUGUACUCUGUUCCUAGUCAUGCUAGAAAAAAAAAUCGGCAAUCUUUAUCACAUGUUCUUAGAGGUAUUCUACUUGAUGUCAUAUGCAUUUAAAUAAAACCUAUCGGACGUUACGUUGUUGUUGCUCUACACGGACAGGGACAGGGAUGAAAAUGAGGCGAGACGUAACAAUUCUAUGUACGGAAAUAGGAAUGAUGGUUAUCGUGAUACAUGGUUGAAUGGUUAACUGUUGACAGUGGUGUACAAUGGAUAUGAGCCAAUGCUCCGAUUGUUUGAGCUAUAUGUGAGUGUACGUAAUUCAACGGACUGAAUGUGCAUUCAUAUACAUGAUGAAUACAUGUAUACUAUAACGUGUGACUAAGUAUGUUAACAUUUUUUUAUUCUUCGUUUUUUUUUUCAAUUAUUUAAGUCUUCAUACUCGCAUGGUGAUUGAUUACAUGUGUCUUUGUAAGUCUGUCUGUUCUUUGUAUAGGGUGGGCUAAAACACAGUGCUAUCACAAACUGAUAAAUUGUCUGUGUUGUGUUUAGUAUUUUAGAAGUGCUUUCUAUAAUGAGUUAUCGUGUUUGAACUUGUGCUUGUGUCAGUAUGAUACUUCCGUAGUUUAUACUUUUUCCGAAGAACAUUUAAAUGUAUAGAUUUAUCUUUAUUAUUUUGAGCUAUAAAUUAUUUUAUCAAUUACAUUGUGUACUUAUCAAUGAGAGGUUAAUAUGUUAUUAGAACGUAUUACUGUGUAGGGGAUAAGAAUAACACGAGAUACAUCGAUAUCUAUAAACGCAUGUUAGUGGUUCGAUAAAUUUAUUAGAACAUAUAAACUACACAGAUCGCAAUAGUAGGUUUUACAUUGCUAAACACGGAAAAUAUUUAUAUUACUUUAGAGAAAAAAAAUUGAAAUUUUGAUACUGAAGUUUGUAAUGAUAAAUUAUUACAAUGAAAAAUCUAAUAAUAAGUCAUGUCCUUUGAUAGGCCUUUAUGACCGAGUGUUGAAUUCACGGACAUUGAGUCACUGGAUUCCACUUUCUGUGUUUUUAGCCCUGAUUGUCAUGUCAUAUGAGGAGGCCAGUUAGCUGACUCGCAUAUUUGAGUUUUUGUACCCAGGUGUCCUCUGUGUCCGAAGUAAUUACUGGACGGGUAGCUGGUGUCUUCCCCUGGCAUUAAAAACUGAAAAGUCCUCGUAUAACCUGCAUUUUGUCAAUAUGACUUUAGACCGAAUAAAAUAAACACAGCCUCAGUUACUUUGAUAACACCUAUCAGAUAGGUAAACUUCCUUCGCUAAUAACCGGGGUUAUAGUGUAUGCAAGUUGUAUAGUAUGUAAAACAAAACCAGAAGAAAACCCACAAUAAGUUUGUUGGAAUGGUAUUGUCUGUAUAUGAAAAUAUGUUUUAGUCGUGAGCAUUUUAUUUUGUUUGAAUGAUCAUGUGUAUAUAAUGCACUUUAAGAAUUGUUGAAUAUAAUAUAUGAACUUUUGUAAUAUAGAAACUAUGUUGAAACUUAAUAAAAUGUCUGAAAAUCUGA
Mercenaria mercenaria is the source of this 8289-nucleotide messenger RNA. RefSeq names its product endoplasmic reticulum resident protein 44-like. The transcript has 12 exons. Lineage: Eukaryota; Metazoa; Mollusca; Bivalvia; Venerida; Veneridae. The record is from RefSeq and is a predicted model, not a curated record. The coding region runs from base 93 to 1370 and encodes 425 amino acids.